Pangasianodon hypophthalmus (striped catfish) is the source of this 2278-nucleotide messenger RNA. RefSeq names its product HCLS1 binding protein 3 (gene hs1bp3). Bases 379 to 1488 code for a protein of 369 amino acids. The record is from RefSeq and is a predicted model, not a curated record. The transcript is spliced from 7 exons. Gene Ontology annotation, molecular function: phosphatidylinositol binding. NCBI's taxonomy places the organism in Eukaryota, Metazoa, Chordata, Actinopteri, Siluriformes, Pangasiidae.
AGGUUCGAAUCCUGCCGACUACGAGUUGCCUUUUUCACUGUGUAAUAUUUAGUAUGCGUUUUGUAAAUUUUUUUUUAGAGAGUCAUAAGCAAAUAUACAAAUUAACCUUAAUUCCACAGAAUUACAGCGCGUUAUUAUUAACAGCUUCGCCAGUCAAUCCAUCAACAGUUUGCUUGCUAGCUAAGUUGAAUGCUAACUCAGAGGAAAAACUGAGUCAGUCCCGUGACUUAGCCACAAGCUAGUCACUUCUACCGCCUGGGUAAUAGCUGCCUGUAUACGUUCCUGUCACAAGAUUUAUUCAAAGGGCGUGAAGGAAAUGAUAAUGACGCUUUUUUAAUAAAUUUGAAACAUUCACCAGUAACGUUACACCGUUCAGUAAUGCCAGAUGGACUUGUUACGAGCAGGCCUCUGCAGAAUGAGGCUACAGGUAUUGACCUGCAGGUUCCGCUGUAUCAGGAGGUGCGGGGUCCCAUGAUGACGGGCCACGUGGAGUACCAGAUUGUGGUGAUCACCCGCCUCGCACCCUUCAAAUCUGCUAAACACAAACCAGGAGAUGUUGUCCAGCUUGUGGUGUCAAAGAAGUACAGUGAAAUCGAUGAGUUUUACUCCAGCUUGACUGCUCAGUAUCCCAGCAUCCAUCUGCCUGCCAUGCCCCGCAAAGCGCUCUUUGUGGGAGAAACAGACAUCCGCGAACGGCGAGUAGCCUUCGAUGAGCUUGUCCGCUUUAUUUCCAAACAUCCGACUCUCUCUACCUGUCCAGAGCUAAUGGAAUUCUUAGGAGCAAAAGGGGCACUUCAUGAUGUGAAAGCCUCCAAUACCCCUGACGUAGCGGAGGACGAAAAUGAAGACGAUGGGUUGGAUUUCUUCGGAAAAGAUGAGGCACCUACCACUCAGCCUGAGCGAGUGAAUAAGCCAGUGAAAGUAGAAAAGGCACCUGAGGAGAAGGAAGAAGAGGAAGAGGAAUUGUUUGACCCCUUAGGCAGUGUUAGGUCUAAGAAGCCUAAGCCUGCCAAGCCAGCACCAAAACCUGCAGCUAAACCCAAACUCUCUCUGUUUGAUGAGGAGGAUGAUCCAGACAAGGAGCUUUUUCAGCCUGCGGUAAAGAGCAGUGAUGUGAAAUUGUUUGAGGACCCGGAUUUAGGUGGAACUGUUUCUCUUGGAGACUCUUUGCUGCUCCCUAAUGCCUACCGGAAGAGUGAAUCCUCUGCUAUCACUAAACUGGAUGAAGAUGUGGAUGAUCUCUUUAGGGUGGAGGAGGAUUUGGACAAACUUCUAGCGAUCAGUAAACCAGUGCAACCAAAGCCAGCUGUUGCUCCGAAACCAGCAGUGAAAGCCAAGCCAGUAAUUCCACAGAAGCCCUCCUCUGUGGCACAGUCUGGCCGAGCGCCUCCUCAGCCUGCCGUGGUCCAGGCAAUGGAUCAGCACGACAUCCUAAAGUAUAUCCAACAGAACGAGGCUGCAGCCAAUGAGGACCUGGACCUUUUUUAGCUUUGUUGUUCAGGGAUAAGCCAGGUAAAACAUUUCAGCAUAAUGACACUAAAUCAUUCUUCUGCUAAUCUUCAUCUCAGUUUAGACACUAUCACAAGGACAGGAGUUUUUUCCUGACAAGUUGUUGCCUUCGGACUAAAUUUGGUGCUCUUUUGUAAAUUUUUUUCACCUUAUUCACCUCAGAUCAGAGGUCUUCAGAGUUUCCAGCUAACCGUGACCUUCAAACCAAACAGCUGAUUAUCAUGCUGAAAUGAGCCCCGUAUUUUGCACAUUGAUCCUAAUUACACAGUGCACUAAUGCAGUAAUGUGCAGUUUUAAUGAACUUCAGUAUCAUAAUGACUAUAGCAUUGUUUUUUGCAUGUAAUGACAUCCUACCAUUAAUCAAUUUAUAAUAUAUAAUUCAUAAUAUAAAUUGGCUAAGAGUAAGAUGUCAUUAUAUGCCAUCCUGUGUUAUUAUUACAUUAGAUUGUAGGGACUCACAAUGAAGGAAAGAACCUUAAUAAAAAUUCCUUUGACAAUAUGCAAUUAUUUUGACAACAUGGCACUUAUUUUGAUAAUGUACAUUUGUACACUGGUGAGCUGAUUUGAUUUUGAUGUUGGAAAUUAUGGUAAUCUUUCCAAUAAGAAUGAUAUUAUUAUUAUUAUUAUUAUUAUUAUUAUCAUCAUCAUCAUCAUCAUCAUUAUUAUUGUUAUUAUUAUUGCAAAUUUGUUUAAUGGCAUAUAGAUAACACUUUACAUUUUUUGAUUUGUGUAGCUGUAAAGUAAUUUUUAUACCUAAAAAAUGUUUAUA